CGGGAGCAGAGAUAACCGAGGGACAGGCGGAAGUCCCCAAAAUGGGUGGAAUACGGCACCUUUUGAAGUAUUUACAGGAGGCAACUGCCACUACACAAGUAGGGCAGAGAGGAGGAAAGCAGGGAAGAAGCAGCAAGCUGAAAAUGAGUGAAUGCAAAUAAAAAGUGGGGAACUGUUCCGUCGCGCCCAUCCACGACGCUGCCCGCGGUCGGCACCUCGGCUGCUCCCCGGGGCCGGGGCCGCCAUGACCGCGCGCAGCUCCGCAGGCGCCGCCUCGGCCGCGGCCUGCCCGCGGCGGCUCCGAGGGGCUCGAGGCAAGAAGGCACUUUCCACAUGGACGGUCGCUGUUUACUUCCCGCGGCAGGGAGAAACGUGCCGCCGCCGCCAGGCGCCGGCCGCGGAGUACCGCCGCGCCGGGGGCCGAGGCGCCGCCGGGCGGCAGCGGCCGGACUACAUUUCCCAGCGUGCCCCUGGCGGCGCGGGGCGGGAGGGGAGCAGCUGUGGGGAGACAGAACAUGGGCGCCUGAGGCCGGGCCGAAGUCGGCUGCAGGCGCCGCGGCGAGGGAAGCAGCGCGGCGGCGGGGCAGGAGGCGGCGGCUGGCUGGGGGACAUGGCGGAGACCGGCUCGGUGCACGCCACCAGGUUCGAGGCGGCCGUGAAGGUGAUCCAGAGCCUGCCCAAGAACGGUUCAUUCCAGCCAACAAAUGAAAUGAUGCUGAAGUUCUAUAGUUUUUAUAAGCAAGCCACCCAAGGACCCUGUAACAUUCCAAGACCUGGAUUUUGGGAUCCGAUUGGUAGAUAUAAAUGGGAUGCCUGGAGUGCCUUGGGAGAUAUGUCCAAAGAAGAAGCCAUGAUAGCAUAUGUUGAAGAAAUGAAAAAGAUUCUUGAGAGUAUGCCAAUGACGGACAAAGUUGAAGAAUUACUACAAGUAAUAGGCCCGUUCUAUGAAAUAGUAGAAGAUAAAAAGAAAAGAGGAUCUGACCUAACCUCAGUUCGAAUGGAGAAGGUCUCUAAAUAUUUGGAAGAUCUUAGUAAUGUCAUGACUUCCACUCCAAAUAUAAAGGCUGUGAAUGGGAAAGCUGAAAGUAGUGAUAGUGGAGCUGAAUCAGAAGAAGAAGGGUUUCGUGAAGAAGAAGAAAAAGAGCUACAGCUAAAUGGAAAGGAAUACAAGAAUGAGAAGCCAGACUCGGCAGCUGCUAAGGAUUUGGAAAGUAUUGUCACUAAUGGCUGUUACAAGGACAGCUUUAUACCAGAUACACAGAAUGGCAUCCAGACCAAAUCUGCCCUGAAUGGCGUGAAUGUGGAGGAAGAAAUAAAGAAAACAGAACAAAGCCUAGAACUAGCUAAUAACACUGCUUACCAAGGUGCAAAUGAAGAGAAUACUGAAGAGAUCUCAGGAACUCCGCACUUAACUAGUGAUUCUGACAGUGAAGUUUAUUGUGACUCUAUGGAGCAACUUGGACUAGAAGAGCCCUUGGAGGUGGUCACAUCAGCCAAAGGAUCCUUAAAGCGUUCAUCCCAUUUCUUGGAUGUAGAUCACAGUCCUCUGUUAGAAAAUACAGAUUUUCCAGGACAUGCUGGCAUGACUUAUGGGAAUCUCCAACUUGGAAAUAACAUAGAGGGAACAGUUCAAGAAAAAGGUGAAGUCAAGUGUGGAGGAGAAGAUGGCAAAGCCAAUAAUGGGGGGCCUCACAAAGAGAAGAAAGGUGGAGAAAAAGUGGAUUUCUAUGGUGUCAGAAGAGGAAGAGGACAUAGACUUCAGCCUGUAGGCGAUGGUGCACAAGGUGGCCAGAUGGGGAGUGGAGGGGAUGGAGAGCGCUGGGGAUCGGACAGAGGGCCCAGGGGUAGCCUCAAUGAGCAGAUUGCGGUAUUGCUGAUGCGGUUACAGGAAGACAUGCAGAAUGUCCUUCAGAGGUUGCAUAUGCUGGAGGCAGUUACAGCCUCACAGGCAAGAUCUGCAACACUACCAUCAAAUUACCAGCCUGCCUCCUCUGUCAAGAAACCAUCAUGGUGGCCCUUCGAAAUUUCUCCUGGUAUUUUAGCUUUUGCUAUUGUAUGGCCAUUUAUUGCCCAGUGGUUGGUGCAUGUAUAUCUUCAAAGAAAGCGAAGAAAACUGAACUGAGAAUUUAUGACUUUGCUUAAAGGCUACUAGAACUAGAAGGCCCUGGAAAGUGAAGGAAUUCUGACUUCUCGUAGAACCUCAGGAUCUGGGAUGAUGUUCCUUCUGUUAUAGUAAUAUUUUGUACUACCUUUGAGCGAAACAUUUAAGGACUAACAUUACUGAUACUUGAAUGAUUCACUGCUCCUAGGUUACAAAUAAAAUAAAUUUAAUUCCAUCCUUAAAACCCCCUGAACAAUAAUUAUUUUGGAAUGUGCUUGUGGAUGGGCCUUCAGUAAUUUCUGGUUUUGCUGAUGUCAGAUAAUGGGGAAAAUGUCAUCUUUGUAAAAGAAGAAAUGGAAAAUAUGUAAAAAUCACUUUAACAUAGAAAUAAUGUUACAAUCACAGUAUCUCUGCCUGUUUUUCACAGGGCUAUGUACUAUCAGAUGAAAGCAGUAGUGGAGUAUGAAUUCCAUAAACUGUAAGCUGAUGGGGGGAAAAUACAAUAUAGCUGUGAGUGGUUCAACUGGUUAUUUUUGCUGCUAAACUACUGUGGGCAAGUUUCCUUGUAAAUGGGUCAAAAAUGAAAGUUGAAUGUUUCACUUAUCCUUUAAGAUUAUAAAGGAGUUUAGGGAAUUGCUAUGUAUCUUGCAAGUCAGGACUGUUAAUAACAGGGGAACUGUCAAGUAUCAGUUUGAAAGCAGUUUGUGGUAUAAGGGAUCCAUCUAAAAAGGCUGCACCUUAUAAUAUUUUUAACUUUGAUAAUUGUAUUCUUGAUGACAACACCUUGUUUUAAGUGAAAUAUAUAGUUAAUGUACAAGGUGCUUUAAAUUGAGAUAAAAACUAGCUCUGUCACAAUAUCUCUAAAUUUUAGAAAGCUCAGCAUAUUUAAGUUUUCUAUUGUCAGUUUAUGUCAAAUUAAAAUAAGAUCUUAUCUAGUCCUAAUCUAUUGUGGACUUUUCCCACUCAUUUUAAGAAAAAAUCAGUUCCUGUGUUUCUCUCUUAUCUUUCUACUUCUUUGCAAAACAAAAUUUUUAAGCUAAUUUUGGUGCUGAUUCUUUUUCUUUCACAGAGUAUUUAUUAACCAAUAUGCAGAUAAAUGUACAGCCUUGUGAAGUCUGCUUAGUCAAAAAGCAUGCUUUACAGUUAGUUUUUAAAUGCAUAUGUAAGUUAUCUAAAUCUCUGGAAAAUGGAAGUGCAUUUAAUACUAGUUUUCUGUCAAAUUUAAGACAUUCAUUUACUAUGAGUAAUUACAUCAUGCUAUAACCUGUGCUUAAAGUUUGAGUAUUUAAAAAUGACCCCAUAUUCUUUAUGUGCUUUCAUUUUUCAGCCAGAAUAAAUAUUACAAAUUAUUCUUGAGGAAAGUAAGUUAUUUUUUGUCCUUCCUGAAAUUUUUUUAUAGCUUGGAGAGCAUUUUUCAUAUAAGCUAUACUGUAUAAAAAUGUAAGACUGAAUUUAAUGUCUGUGAUUACUAGAGCAAUUUUAAUCUUGUUUUCAGUUCAGUGUUUUUUCUUUUUUUAAAGAGUGAUUUUUCCCUCUUCUGAUUUUCUUUGUUGUAAAACUGAAUUAAAAAAUUCAAUAACCAGAACAUCUUUGAAGACUCUGCAACAAUCUGAUGGUUUGAUGUGCCAGCAGUCAGUUCUGGCCCAAGAUACCCUGAAAACUCAGGUUUGAACAAAGCUGGUGUUGUAAUGGAAGUUCUACUAUCAUCUAAAGCCAUUGUGCCUGUUGCUUAAAGUUCCUCGAGUGACUGACUUUAAUAUCAUGAAAUGAUAGAAAUUAUUAGAGGAAGGAUAUUUUAGCUUAAAUAUGAUUUAACCCCCCACACACACACAAAAGUAUGGCAGCAUGUCUGAUGACAGGAAGCAGCACUACAGAAUGCCUUUCCCAAUUCCUAACAAUAAUACAUGCAGGUAUCUAGCUUUUAGAGAUACAGACAUUCCCAAAGGUACUUAACUGUUAGCUUCCCAGUGAAAUAAAUGCAGGUAUGUGUUAUCUUUGUUUAUUUAUUAAUGUUUCAAUAAAUCAAUCCUUUAAUAUUCUGUA
Dromaius novaehollandiae (emu) is the source of this 4144-nucleotide messenger RNA. It is a transcript of the gene ACBD5, whose product is annotated as acyl-CoA binding domain containing 5. Gene Ontology annotation, biological process: pexophagy; fatty acid metabolic process. Gene Ontology annotation, cellular component: cytoplasm; peroxisome. The transcript has 14 exons. The record is from RefSeq and is a predicted model, not a curated record. Gene Ontology annotation, molecular function: fatty-acyl-CoA binding. The coding region runs from base 152 to 2122 and encodes 656 amino acids. NCBI's taxonomy places the organism in Eukaryota, Metazoa, Chordata, Aves, Casuariiformes, Dromaiidae.